AUGGUGAGUUUGAACUGGAGUUAUUAAGGCAACAAUGGAUCUGACCACUGGCACGAGUUACACCCUAUUGCCAAUGGAGACUGUCAAUCUCCUAUUGAUAUUAAAACCAAAGAAGUAAAAAAAGAUGCAUCUCUGGGGCUUCUCCAGAUCACUAAGAAACCUUCCACAUGCAAAGAGAUUGUCAAUUUUGGACAUGCAUUCCACAUGAGUUUUGAGGAUAAGGACAAUCAAUCAGUGCUGACAGGUGGACCUCUCAAUGGAACAUACAGAUUGUGGCAGUUUCAUUUCCAUUGGGGCCAAACAGAUGAGCAAGGCUCAGAGCACACAGUGGGUGUAAGGAAAUAUGCCUCGGAGCUUCAUCUCAUUCACUGGAACACGGACAAAUAUUCGAGUGCAGCUGAGGCUCUUGACAAGCUGGAAGGCUUGGCAAUUGUCACUGUUUUCCUGAAGAUACCAGCAAACCCAUCCCUCUGAAUUGUCUUGAAGGCCUUGGAUUCAGCAAAGACUAAGGGUAAGCAAGAUUCCUUUUCUGAUUCUGAUCCUUCAAGCCUACUGCCUAAAUCCAUGGAUUACUGGACCUACAAGGGCUCUCUGAGACCUCUGGCAUCUAGGUUAUCCUUAAAGACGCAAUUCGUAUCAGCUCAGAGCACGUACACUUAUGCUGAGUAA
Molecule: messenger RNA, 669 nt
Organism: Pelecanus crispus (Dalmatian pelican)
Lineage: Eukaryota; Metazoa; Chordata; Aves; Pelecaniformes; Pelecanidae
Source: RefSeq, a predicted model, not a curated record